CUGUUCACAGAGCUGUCACAGCAUUCCAAGGGAAGAGAUAUAUUGCCCCGGAAGUGAAACAUGUGUUGGUACACUUGCCAACUAUAGUUGCCAAGUUGCUACGACAACACCACCGACCACCACAGUUGCUACGACAAUGCCACCGCCCACCACCGUUGCUACCACAGCAGCCCCGCCCACCACCGUUGCUACAACAACACCACCGACCGCCACCGUUGCUACAACAAGGCCACCGACCACCACAGGUGCUACCACAGCAGCCCCGGCCAUCACAGUUGCUGCGACAACAUCUCCGGUCACCAAUUUGAACUUUGAAUGUCGAGGCUUCAACAUCAUGAUCAGUCUUAAUCGCACUACUCUCACCGAGGCCAAUACACUCUGCACCCAACAGAGUGGAAUGAAGUUGUUGAGAUCACGCUGGCAACGCAAACUAGAAGAAUGCUACAUGCCUAUACUUAACCGUGUGAACGUGGAAGAAAUUUGGAUGAGACAGAUACGUAAAAACCCGAAGGUGACUGCUUGGAUGAUGUAUAAUGUUUCAAGUUCGCAGCUGAACCCUACACCGGACGCAUCAGCAACUGCUGCCUUUAUUUGUGCAGGCAAGUAUUUAAUUCUGCAUGACGACGGACUACCCUCACUACUUUGCUAA
Sycon ciliatum is the source of this 649-nucleotide messenger RNA. RefSeq lists its product as uncharacterized. The record is from RefSeq and is a predicted model, not a curated record. NCBI's taxonomy places the organism in Eukaryota, Metazoa, Porifera, Calcarea, Leucosolenida, Sycettidae. The transcript has 4 exons. Bases 137 to 649 code for a protein of 170 amino acids.